Messenger RNA from Hippocampus zosterae (dwarf seahorse), 4846 nucleotides. It is a transcript of the gene ints8, whose product is annotated as integrator complex subunit 8. Gene Ontology annotation, cellular component: integrator complex. Gene Ontology annotation, molecular function: protein binding. The record is from RefSeq and is a predicted model, not a curated record. NCBI's taxonomy places the organism in Eukaryota, Metazoa, Chordata, Actinopteri, Syngnathiformes, Syngnathidae. The transcript is spliced from 28 exons. Bases 159 to 3149 code for a protein of 996 amino acids. Gene Ontology annotation, biological process: snRNA 3'-end processing.
CCGAAGACGAACCGGAACCGGAAAGCGAAGCGACGCAAUGGCGAUACUCAGAAUCAAUUACGUGAGAAACAGCAGUCAACCUCCCCCAAAUUCGGGCCCUUGUUGAGUUUAUUUGCAGUUGCUAUGUUCUAAUUAAUUGUUAAAGCACUAAGGGGAGGAUGAGUGCGGAAGCGGCCGACCGGGUCGCCGCCGUGACAAGUAGCAGGCCCAGCACGCCGCUCCAAACUUCCUGGUUCGAGUUCCUCCUGGAUGCAUCCCUGCUGGAGAAACACCUGCAGAGCUCCAAUCCCGACCCGACGGGGGUGCAGCUCGUUGUCCAGUUCCUCGAGCAGGCCUCCAAGCCGUUGGUGAACGAACAGAAUCUGGUGCAGCCUCCUGCCGACAACCGCAGGAACCGCACCUUGAAGCUGCUGGCACUCAAAGUGGCGGCGUACAUGAAAUGGGAUCUAGAUGCGUUGGAGAAAGGCUUGACCAUCCCCGUGUUGAACAUGCUGCUCAAUGAAUUGCUGUGCGUGAGCAAAGUGCCGGCGGGUGUCAAACACGUGGAUCUGGAUCUGUCCACCCUGCCGCCCACCACAGCCAUGGCCGUCCUCAUCUACAACCGCUGGGCCAUCAGAACCAUUGUGCUGAGCAGCUUUCCAGAGAAACAGAACAAACCGGGGCCACACCAGAUGAACAUGUUGAGUGUUGUGCAGCAGGAAAAAGAGAUGACGGACAACAUCCUAAGCGUGUUAAAGGAGCAGGCCAGCGACUCGAUCACUGUCCUGGUCGGGGCGCUACAUCUGAAGAAGGAUUUCUACGUGCACACCAUGAGGACUCUGGACCUGCUGGCCGCCGACACGGCGGCCGCCAACGGCGAGACCGAGUCCUCCACGGCAGGACUUCGUAUCAGCGCCAACGAGCUGCACUGCCAGGUUCACUAUGACUUGGGCGCCAUUUUCUUCCAGCAAGGCUGCACGGACCAGCCAGCCUUUGAGAAAGCCAGAGACCAUUUUAGGCAGACCAAGGAGCUCUUGAAGAAGCUGGACUCCACGGUGCAUGUCCACCUGGAUGAGAAGCGCCUGGCUGGCUACUGGAAUGCCUGCAAAGCUCUGACCGGAGACUAUGACUCGUGUGACUCUCAGACCACACACUACGACCAGAUCAACGAGCUGCUCGGAGCCCGCAACUACCAGACCGUGGUGGAAGCGUUCAUCAAAGACAACGUCAGCCGCGCUUUGCCCAAGGACUUCAGACGCUCUGUUCUCAGGGAGGUCUUGUACAAGGCCCAGCAAGGGGAGACGGGCCUGGAUGAGGUGUGCCACCAGUUGUGCGUGUGCAACGCCGUGCGCGACGCCCUGGAGGGGGAAGUGCUCGGUGUGCGCUUCCAGCAGCUGCUCAUGAAGCCCAGCAAGCGCCUGGUGGACUUUAUUUUAGAGGUGUGCGCCCAGUCCCUGGAAAGAGAGCGUUUGUCCGAAGCAUCCAGACGGAACAUGGCUACCUUCAUGCACACGCUCUGCGAAAGCCUGCAGGAACUGUCCCUGGUUUUCGUGGUGUCCUCUCACAAACUCUUCACCGAGCUCCUGAAGGAGGAGGAGAGGAAGCUGCUGUUGGAGCAGAUGCGGAAGCGCUCGGCCGCCGUCAAACUGAGCGCCAAGCCGCUGCCUUCUUUUUACGACAUCCCGGCGUCGGCCAGCGUGAGCGUCGGGCAGCUGGAGCAGCAGCUCAUCCUCUCCUUGGACCCGCGAAAGAUCAGGCAGAUCCUUAACGAGCUCCACGACAUUGCAGACAGACCGUUCUGGAGAAUCAAUAGCAAGUGGGAAGUUCCAUCAGACUACAUCAACGUGAUCCUGGCCAUCAAAGACAACCUGACUAAAGACCUGGUCUACAUCCUCAUGGCAAAAGGCCUCCACUGCAUAGCCAUAAGGGACUUCGCGCACGCGCGCCAGCUGUUCUCCGCCUGCCUGGAGCUGGUGACGGAGUUCUCGCCGCGCCUGCGUCAGGUGAUGCUCAACGAGCUGCUGCUGAUGGAGGUGCGAGCCCACGAGACGGCGGCGGCCGACGGUUGCAAGGAGAGGCCGCCCCCCGACCUCGUCAGCCGAGUGCGCGGAUACCUGGAGAUGAGGAUACGCGAUCUUCCUCUGCGGCAGGUGGUUGGCGAGGAGUGCGUGGCCUUCAUGUUGAACUGGAGGGAGAACGACUACUUGACGUUACAGGUGCCGCCCUCGGCUGUUAUCAACAACCCUUACGUCAAGCUGGGCCAGCUCCUGGCAUCCACGUGCAAGGAGCUGCCGGGUCCCAAAGAGAGCCGACGCACGGCCAAGGAGCUCUGGGACGCCGUGGUGCAGAUCUGCAGCGUCUCCGUCCAGCACAAGCGGAGCAGCGACGGACGUGUGGGACUCAUCAAGCACCGAGACUCCUCCCUGGGCAUCCUGCACAGGAGUAAAUUGAUAACAUUUGUCAAGAAGAUCCGAGAGCCGCUUGUGCUGACCACGUUGAUCUCGCUCUUCGUCCGGCUGCACAGCAUCGUCAGGGACGACAUCGUCAAUGAAGUGACGGCCGAGCACCUGUCCAUCUGGCCGGCAUCUCUGCCCAACAUCCAGGCGGUGGACGUGGAGGCGGUGGCCGUUACAGUGAAGGAGCUGGUGACCUAUGCCCUCACGCUGAACCCCAACAGCCAAUCGUGGCUCAUCACGCAGGCUGAUAUCUACUUUGCGACCAAUCAGUACUCGGCUGCCCUCAACUUGUACCUCCAGGCCGGUAGCGUGUCGUCGGAUUUUUUCACCAAAGCCGUACCGCCUGACGUCUACACGGACCAAGUUCUUAAGAGGAUGAUCAAGUGCUGCUCGAUGAUGAACUGCCACACACAGGUGGCGGUCCUGUGCCAGUUCCUGAGGGAGGUGGACUACAUGACGGCGUUCAAAGCACUCCAAGAGCAGAACAGUCACGACGCCAUGGAUUCUUUCUACGACUACAUCUGGGACGUCACCAUUUUGGAAUACCUCACGCACAUCCACCACAAGCGCGGUGAAGCGGAAAAGAGACAAAUAGCGAUAAAAGCCAUCGGUCAGACUGAGCUGAAUACGAGCAACCCCGAGGAGGUUCUGCAGCUGGCGGCGCAGAAGCGCAAGAAAAAGUUCCUGCAGGCCAUGGCUAAGCUUUACUUCUAACGUUGUUCUCCAACUGGAUAAUCGGCUGGCCGAUUUCAUGGGCUGAAGCUUUUUUUAAAAAAAAAAAUCACCAGAAAGUAUUUUUGUUUUUAACCCCAGCCCUCCCAAAAAAUAAAAUUUCAAAUAUGUCUCCUCAGCGGGGACAGCAUCGUCAUUUUUUUUUCCCAUUCUCUCAUUGAUUGGUCCAAGCCAAACUUUUCAUCUCCUAAAACGCAUCUGGAGCGAUUUCUCACUCACACCUGUGGUUCAAAAUGAGCCUUUUACAUUUUUUUCCCAGCAUCAUUCUUUUAUUCCCCCGUGUGGCUCUUUUGUUGUGUUCUAUUUGAGAAACGUGAUCUGUUUUCACAUUUUGUGGCUGACCCGUCAAUGUCGUGUCAAGCUUAAUUUUUUUUUUUUUUUUAAUGGCACACACAGACACAAAAAAGAUGCUCACAAUGUUUUGUUUUGAAGUCCCCCAGUGGCACGGAGCAGCCGUGAACCCUUUGCAGGCCUUGACAAGACUUUGUCGGCGCUUUACAGGCAGACGCAAAACAGAUCACACAUGCGGACAAUAAUCGUGGCGGAGCACUGCAAACGCUGCAACAUCUUCAACCGUAUCCAUGACAUUUUUUUAAAAUCUAAUUUGCAGGAUAAAUUCAAUAUGUCGACCACGGAAUGUUCUUUUAUCCUCUCCUAAAAAAACCACUCUUGAGGAAAAAAAAAAAAGCGUUUAUCCUUUUGACUUGUACUCCAGGCUACAGCAUGUCCACAAUUACGAUGAAGACCUUCCAUCACAGUAUUAAUCGUAUGUUUGGCACUCCAGUUAACGUUUUUAAUUUUAAAAAGGCCGAAUAUCACCACUAGGUGGAGCCCUAAACUUGGAUUUAAAUCUAUCCCUUUUCGGGCCUUCGAAAGAUUUUUCUGUCAAGAUGAUAGGUGUAAAAACACAAAAGAAAAUGUAUUUCCACUUUUAAAUAGUGGAAAGUCUUAUCGUCGACCAAAGAUGAGGAUUUCAUUGAAUUCCCAUUCCAUGACAAUUGACAGCAUUUCACACAUUUGUGUCAGUGUGAAAUAUAAUGUGCCAUUAUUGAUUGAUUGGCGAUUGUUCACAAGUUACGUUCUACAUGAAAUCUAAAUUUCGAUAACUUGAACAUUUCAGAAAAUGCAUUCAAAACAACCCAAAAAGAGCACGUCAACAAAGUAUUUGGAAAUCAUGUAAAGCUCUGUUGUAAUUUAGAAAAAAGGACAGUGGUGCCUUGGGACAUGUAACGUAAGACAUGCCAUUGAAACGAAUGGAAAGGCCUAUAAUAAUUUGCAGCCACCCCCCCCCCCGCCCCCCAAGAAACAAAUGUUCUUUUUUUAAUCAAAAAAUAUCACUAUAUUAUGUACUUUCUAAAAACAUUUGGUAAUGACAGAAUAUAAAGAAACACUUUUUUUAUACCUCUGUUCAAUGGACAUUGUGCUGCCCCGUCAGGUGUGCAUGCAUUGACCACCUGGGGGCACUAUAAACUGCAAUAAAAUGAGUUUCUCUUCGCAGCAGAUAAAGAACACACGCACGUGACUAUUGUAUUAUCUGUCCGCAAUAUGUGUUGUGACGCCGAUGUUACUUAGUUGCCCGUGUAUCAUGAUUUGCAUUGUUUGUUAGCAUGAAACUAAACUGACUUUGAAGGCCAAUCUAUGCGAAAACUGCCAAUAAAUGAGAAUUGUUCACUGCCAAA